AUGUCGUAUGUGAAUAUUAUCCUGGACACCGAAGAUGACAAUGUAGAAGAGACUCCUCUGAACUAUGACAUGCAGUUCAACUCGAUGGAGAUAUUAUUGUCAAUGAAAAGAAGAACGAAAUUUGAUACCCAGGAGGAAUUCAGGCUUGCCAUUGACAUAUUUCAGUCAGCACUUAAUAUUGGCAGGCUUGCCAUUGACAUAUUUCAGUCAGCACUUAAUAUUGGGAAUACUGCCAUUGACAUAUUUCAGUCAGCACUUAAUAUUGGGAAUACUUGUAGCAUCAUGAAACCAAGGGAAUACAUGUUGCAGAAUACUUGUAGCAUCAUGAAACCAAGGGAAUACAUGUUGCAUCAUAAGGAUCUGGGCUUAGAUAGCUUAGACAACGUGGAGAUCAUAAUGGCUCUAGAGGAAGAGUUCAAACUGGAGAUUCCAGACAAGGAGGCUGAUAAGAUUGGCUCCUGUGCACUUGCAAUCGAGUAUAUUUCUAACCAUCCUAUGGCAGGUUAA
Messenger RNA from Ipomoea triloba (trilobed morning glory), 507 nucleotides. RefSeq lists its product as uncharacterized. Gene Ontology annotation, molecular function: acyl binding; acyl carrier activity. NCBI's taxonomy places the organism in Eukaryota, Viridiplantae, Streptophyta, Magnoliopsida, Solanales, Convolvulaceae. Gene Ontology annotation, biological process: fatty acid biosynthetic process. The coding region runs from base 1 to 507 and encodes 168 amino acids. Gene Ontology annotation, cellular component: mitochondrion. The record is from RefSeq and is a predicted model, not a curated record. The transcript has 3 exons.